GUGCUGGCAGAAGACGGGAAAGUCUAUUGGUGGCACUUGUUGUUCGCUGUUGCUGCAGUAAAAAGCAGGAUACACAGGCAUGUAAUUUCAAGCAACUGUUGUCUGUGCAUCAAUGGAAGUCCUAUAUACAUCUCUCCAAGAUGAGAUCCAGUCCUUUGAGGAACACAUCAGACAUUGCCAGCAGGCUUUUGAUAUUCACAUUUUGGUCAAUGUGCUGCGGCUGUCAUUCCCAGAAGAUGGUGGUGCAGAGGAUAUUCAGAGCAUAGAGCAGCUUCAAAAGCUUGUUGACUCUAGAGAGUGGGGUAGACAGGUUAUUAUGACAACUACCCAUGAGAAGUAUGACAUUCCCAGCUACAUUUCUUGGUUUGUCUCUUACAUUAAGUACCUAAGCUCUUUGAAAGAGACGUUUGAUGACAAGGUUGUGUUUCCUUUGUGUGAGAACCUCUAUGUUAAUGAUGAUGUACUUGAUUCAUUGCCCUUUGGACAUAGAGGAGGAGGAAUUAGCUGUCAUGCUACAACAUCUGUUGCACAUACAGCCAAGCAGUUGUUUGCUAUCAGGAGGAAAUGGGCUUUGCUCUUGAAAAGGAAUGUGAUUGAUGAACAAGUCUUCAGUCCACAAAGCCUGAUUGAUCUGCAGGGCUUUGCCAACAUCCAACCCUUUGUGAAGGUAAUUAGGCUGGUUCCUGACUUGUUCCACAAGAGCUUGGCUGCUGCCGCACUUGCCAGGCAGUGGGUGGAACUGCAUGCAAGCCAACACAACUCCCAACUAGCAGACUUAGAUCCAAGCUCAGCUGGGAAAAGCAAUUGCAUGGGAUUGACUAGCUCAAAAUUGCAAGGAUAUAGUCUGCCUAUUUGUACACCUGAAUUAUCCAAAAGCCAGCCUGAUUCCAUGGAGAUUUUGUAUCAGGCCAAAGACAAAAGCAGCAACGAUGAGAGUACCUGUAUAAGAACCACCAACCAAGAAAGGAGUAAGCUACGUGAGAUCCAUGAGGAACUUAUGUCCUUGCUAUCGCGGGAGCAACGCUCUCGGACUCUGGAAGCAGAAAUUCAGGAGGUAAACCUGAGGAUUUCUAAUCUGCAACUUCAGCAGGAGACUAAGAAGCAGGAGCUGGAAGCCUUAAAGCAGCAGUUGGAGGCCGACAACUGGAGUGUGCCCAUCAGACAGUGCCAGACACUCCUUUCUGAGGUGGAUGCCUUGGGGAAACAGCUGAAGUUGGAGCAGUAUCACAAGAGUAUCCUGCUGGGUGAUUGGCUACUAGAGCUGGAGAUCAGGCCCAUCCUUGUGCAACCGAUUCAUAGAUUGCAGGAGCGACACCAGGAGCUUGUAAAGCUGUUUCAGGGUAGGAAAGAGAUUUACCAGGAUCUUCAGCCAGCCAAUGGAAUGGAGUCACACUCCUCAAGUAGUUCUGGGGAUCUGAACAGCCUCCAUUCUCUUCUUGAAAAGAAAGAGACAAUUUAGCUUUUUGUUCAGAGGAAGUUGCCUUACCUGGCCUCUCUCUGUGAGGUGAAAGCAGACUUGUUUCGCAUAAUAUAUGGCACACCAAUUCUAAAUUAUGUAACCAGAUUACAUUAAAGGGCUGUAUGUUGGGCUGUCAUUGAUGAUGGCAUUUUUAACUUAAUUAGCUUUUGGCGACAGGAUUUAAGUUAGGAUUUUUAAUGCUGUGUUUCUCAUCUGUAUUUGGCUUCUGUUAGACAUGUAUGCCAUUACAGUAAUUUAUUGUUUAUAUUCUUGAUACUCUGAAAUAAGUAGGCAAACACAGGUAUUUACCCCUUUUUUCCUGGAAAAGCAUAGCCCACUGCCCAGAAAAGCCUUUCUGAAACCCAUGUCCUAACAGAGUCCUCCUUCCAAUUGCUCAAAUUACAUGACAUCUAGUUUGCUUGUGGCUUCAGAACCAUAUGACUCUUUUCUAUUAAAGCAGUGCUGGUAAGCCAGCUCCCAUCAUGCUUUCUUUACUGCUGACUGAGCUGGCUGUGUCUGAUGGUAACUGGAAUUAUUAGUUCUGCUCUUGUGCGGGGUUCUAUACACUAGGCUCGUGAAGCUAUAACUCAAAGCAGAACUGCUUCUUCCUCAGUCACAAGUACACACUUUUCAGGGACUGAGUAUCAGUUCCCAAAAACCUUUUUAUCAAGCAGAAGGAAGCAAAACAGGAACCAGAAACUGUAUGCUGAGGAUGACCGAAUUUCAAAUAAUAAACCUUCCUUUGGCGCUGAUGAAACCAGACAUGACAUGUAGUCAUGAUAGUCAAGAGACCUCACAACCUAGAUGAAACAGGGAUGAACAUUAUCAAUGGGGUUUAGUUCCCACCCCUCAGACACUGUGUUGUAGACUUUUGGUGUUCUUGGGUCUAUAUUUCAUUAGCUGUCGUUGAAAUGACUGUCACUCACUCUGUUCUAAUUGGACCUCCCUCUUACUAUCAACGAAGGGACGUGGUGGCGCUGCGGGUUAAACCGCAGAAGCCUCUGAGCUGCA
Molecule: messenger RNA, 2470 nt
Organism: Pogona vitticeps (central bearded dragon)
Lineage: Eukaryota; Metazoa; Chordata; Lepidosauria; Squamata; Agamidae
Source: RefSeq, a predicted model, not a curated record